This is a messenger RNA of Oncorhynchus mykiss (rainbow trout), 2547 nucleotides long. The record is from RefSeq and is a predicted model, not a curated record. Lineage: Eukaryota; Metazoa; Chordata; Actinopteri; Salmoniformes; Salmonidae.
UCUACCUGAGUACUACCUCUACUACUAAUAAUACUAUAUAAUAUACUGUAAUAAUACUAUAUAUGUUGUUACUAGGUCAGUUUAGUUCAGCGGUGACUCUGCUAGAGUACUACUGCUAUAAGAACAGCUGGGCUCUACCUGAGUACUACCUCUACUACUAAUAAUACUAUAUAAUAUACUGUAAUAAUACUAUAUAUGUUGUUACUAGGUCAGUUUAGUUCAGCGGUGACUCUGCUAGAGUACUACUGCUAUAAGAACAGCUGGGCUCUACCUGAGUACUACCUCUACUCUACGCCGGGACAAGAUGGGAAGCUAAUGCUCAUAUACAAGGUCGUGAUCUCGUCGACGAGGAGUAGCUUCAUGCCAGACAAGGUGUGUACGGUGUUGGAGGACGCUAAGGAGCUGGCAGCCCAGAAUGCACUCUGGAACCUGGACUGUUCCUUCCUCAACGGUAGUUCCCCGGGUUCGCUCUCUCCUCCUCUUCCUCCCGUCUCCUACGGUUCUCUCUCUCCUCCUCCUGUCUCCAACAGCCCCGGUCUCCUCUCAUACGGCUGUACCAGAGCCUUCCCCUACCCUCUCUCUCCCACCACCCCACAGAGACUCUAUAUCCCCCCUAAUCAGAACCCUGCCUUCUUCUGAUCAUCCCUCCAUCAUCACUCGCUGUGUGAGAAGAGGGAACACAGGGAUGGAGGAGGGAGGUGGAGGUGAACAACAUCUAGUUUGUUACUGAGCCAUUUUACUUUUGUGUUGGAUGUUUGGUUGGUUUAGUUUUUCGGGUCGUUUGGUUUUCAAAAGACGGCCAUUCUGUAAUUCAUAUGUUAAGUUGACUCAGGAAGGGCUGCAUUCAUUCUGCUCACAGUGUUACUCUAUGCGGCAAAGGUACAUGCUAAGCGGGAUCCUCCGGACGUCUAACUCCGACGUCACCCCGUUUGAAGUUGACAUUUAAAAUUGUUACGGUAAGGGUUAAGUUUAGGGUUAAGGUAAGGGUAGGGUUUAAGGUACGGGUAGGGUUUUAGGGUAGGGUUGUCCCAAGGCUCCCACAUAGCAUCUACCCAAACCCCAUAUAGUUAAGGUAAACAAGGGAAUUAUAGAUCAAACUGAAGAAAACCUCAUUUACUUUAGCGCUUAUUUUAUAUCUUGGCAAUAAUGAUACUUGAAUAGUAUUGACUUUUGACCAUAUGUAUUUAUAAAACAUGAUUUAAAUAUUUUAGUGACUUUUUUUUAUUUAAAUGUACUGUAUUUUAUUUUUAUGUCAUCAUCCACCUAUAUUAUCUUUUACGGCAGUAUAUUUAGGUCCUAUUGUAUCGUAUAAUAUUCAAAAAAUCAAACAAUGUCAAAAUUCUGUACUGAAAAAAAAAAAUAUCUACUUCUAAUUUGUUAUUCAAUUCAUGAUUUAUUUAUUAGCAGCUGGUGAUUUUGAACAACAAAGGGAAAUCAAGUGAGCAGAUCUAAAUGGAAAAGCCGAUGUGUAAAAGACAAUCCAAAAUGGUUCCGUCACAUAAUAUAUUUAUUGAGAUUUAAAUAUUGAAUAUUAUUAUUAUUAUUAACAUUAUAAAGACAUAGCGAUCAUCAACAAGACAGCGUUGCCUCUCCUCCAAAAAUAUUCACUUUUCAUUUUGUUGUCUUUUUUUAUUUUAAAUGUCAUUUACAGUUUUUGUCAAAAAAAAAGUGAUUUAAAGGGAUACUGUGGGUUUUAAAGGGAUACUGUGGAAUUUAAAGGGAUACUGUGGGAUUUAAAGGGAUACUGUGGGAUUUAAAGGGAUAAUGUGGGAUUUAAAGGGAUACUGUGGGAUUUAAAGGGAUACUGUGGGAUUCGUUAGAGGGAUACUGUGGGAUUCGUUAAAGGGAUGCUGUGGGAUUUUUGCAUUGAGGCCCUUUAUCUACUUCCCCACAGUCAGAUGAACCAUUUUUACGUCUCUGCGUCUAGUAUGAAGGACGCCUAGAGGUAGUUUCACGAGCCAAUGCUAACUAGCGUGCUAGCAUAUACCCAUAGACUUCCAGUCGUUGCGCUAGCGCUAGUUAGCAACUUUCUUCAAACUGCAUGGCAGACACGUACAAAAUGGUAUCUACUGAGUUCAUCUGACUGAGGAAGUAGAUUAAAAAAAAGAAAUCCAGAAGUAUCCUUUUAAAUGAACAAAACUGAUGUACUGUACCGGUGAUACCGGUCCAUAUUGUCUCUCCAGUUGGUUCAGUUGACCGUCGGGAACACACACACACACACACACCGGUACAGAUACACACACACACACACACACACACCGGUACAGAUACACACACACACACACACACACACCGGUACAGAUACACACACCGGUAAAUAAAUUCUAAAAGUUCUGUAAUUUUUCUCCAGCAGUUGUUUUGUUUACAUCUAUGUUGUUUACACUUCGUUGUUAUGGUUUCCUCCCAUGUUGUUCUCAUGGGGUGCUCAGUUCUAUUCCCUAUAUAGUACACUACUUUAGACCAGAGCCCUAUUCCCUAUAUAGUGCACUACUUUAGACCAGAGCCCUAUUCCCUAUAUAGUGCACUACUUUAGACCAGAGCCCUAUU